Messenger RNA from Anguilla rostrata (American eel), 3209 nucleotides. It is a transcript of the gene tesca, whose product is annotated as tescalcin a. Gene Ontology annotation, molecular function: phosphatase inhibitor activity; calcium ion binding. Gene Ontology annotation, biological process: positive regulation of granulocyte differentiation; protein localization to plasma membrane; regulation of cell adhesion mediated by integrin. The transcript has 8 exons. The record is from RefSeq and is a predicted model, not a curated record. Gene Ontology annotation, cellular component: cytoplasm; nucleus; plasma membrane. The coding region runs from base 229 to 882 and encodes 217 amino acids. NCBI's taxonomy places the organism in Eukaryota, Metazoa, Chordata, Actinopteri, Anguilliformes, Anguillidae.
CGCGAAGCAGAACAAUACGAGCUGCAUGUGUCGAGGCUUCCUUGUAACCACUGUAACUAGAGCUGGGACGAGGGUGCGCUUGUGCGUGCGGGCAUAAUUCAUUAGGAUAUACCUGCUGUCACCAUCGCCCGUGUCAGAGAACGCCACCGCGAGAGCUGCCAUCUGAACGUGUUGAUAGUCUGUUUCGCAUUAACAGGCAUAUUUAUCAAAUAACAAAUAACCUUCAUAAUGGGAGCCUAUCUGUCUGCACACGGUAAACACGAGUUCCAAGAGCUUUCUGACAAGACGGGGUUUUCUCUGGACCAGAUCGCCAACCUCCACACCCGAUUCAAGCAGCUGAGUCAGGACGAAGACACGCUACGAAGGGAGCACUUUGAGAACAUCCAAAACCUGGAGUGCAAUCCAAUCCGUGCACAAAUCAUUGAAUCCUUCUUCGAUAAAAGGAACUACCGGCAGAACAGCGCGGGGAAGGUGGACGAGAUCACCUUCGAGGAGUUCAUCACCGUCAUGUCGCACUUCAAGCCGCCCGAGCUGAACAUGACCGAGGAGAGACGCGAGGCCUUGAGGAAGGAGAAGCUCCGCUUUCUGUUCAACAUGCACGACACGGACAACGAUGGCACAAUCACCCUGGAGGAGUACAAGCAUGUGGUGGAGGAGCUCCUGUCUCGAUGCAGCACAAUGGAAAAGGAAACGGCUAAAUCCAUCGCUAACGCCGCCAUGCUGGAUGUCGCCAGCAUCACCAUGGGUCAGAUGGCGCCUGACGAGUUCUACGCGGGCAUCACCUUCGAGCACUUUCAGCAGAUUCUGAAAGGCUUCGAGGUCGAGUCGAGGAUGCACAUCCGCUUCUUGAACAUGGGCUCCACCGCCAACUGCUGCAAAUGAAGUCCGUCCUCGAAGGCAGUCCGCCCGAGCAGCCACGGCACAUUCGGACUCUCUCAGACUCUCCUGCGUCGACCUGUCGCACGUGGACACGACGGUGACCCUGCUUGCUUGGUGGUGGCGGUAUUUUUUUGACUGUUCAAACGCACUAGUCCUUUACACCCUUUCCCCCGAAUGACUCCUCGCCCGGGGUGACCUACGACCCUUAAACACGGAUGCAUUAUGCAUGCAUAGGCAACACAAAAUGUAGCUUCAACCAAACUCUAGUAAUUGAAUAUUAUGCGUGUCAACUGACUUUGUCUUCACGAUCAGCUUAACGCAUACAAAAAACAUGCAUGCGGUUUUGCACAGACAGAACGAGACAUGCCUCCUUGCUCAAGUUAUGCAAUAAUAUCAGACACACUAAUUACACUUGCAAAACCUUGCCAAAAAAGAAUACGGUUCGCGGAUGUUAAAGAAUGUUUCGGUUUCCUUACAUUACCUUGCAGAUGUCAGCCAAAUAGAAGUCACCAAUAGCAUUCAAGCAUGCUUCAUUCAGAGACGGUACAUUUGAAUUUCACAGUAAACUCGUAUGCAAAUGUGACACGUCAAUCAAGCGUGGUCGGUGUGCCGGUGUGUGGGCAGACGUGAUUUGUGCAGAGAUAGACAGACAGACACGCACAACAGGUUGAUCAAAUGAAAACAACCGAAACUCCGCCCCCCCCUCCACAGAAGAAAAAACAAAACAAAAAAAACAGAACCAUUCUGCAUGAUCCAGCAAGCGACUCGCUUCGCAGGACUGGUGUAUAAAUUUAGCCUCCCUCCGGGAAUCUCGAAAUACAAGAGGAAACCCUGCUGAACCCUCUGGUGGAGGGGGGGGGGGGCAUCCGGAUCGCCGGGGGGGGUUGUUCACACGGCCGCGUAUCCGGUUUGGCACCACAGUCCCACAGCUGAUCGUUUCGGUCCCGACGCGCGGGUUUGCUAAGGGGCUUGGGGAAGGGGCUAUCGCGCCCGAUAGCAUCAUUUGGGGAGGGUAAUGCCUUUCCCCUCAUGCAGAGUCAUUUCCUGGUGACUGUCGGCCCUUGAUUAAAAAUUUAGGAACUCCCACAUCCUCCAAAUAUUUGUGAUGCUUAUGAAUAAACAUCUAUUGCAGAGCAAUGUUUCAGGUAACGAGCUUAAUAAAUGUCUAUGUGACUGAAAUUUCACAGUAUAACCACUAACCGCUGCACUUUAAUCUCUUCAGUCAUUCUACUUCAGUUUCUGUUCCUCCUCUGCGCCUGUAGCAAGGUGUUACUACAAUAGGCUUUUCUGUCGUUAUGACUGCUGGACUGUCUCUUGAGCAUGUCAGUUUUCAGGAGCAUACGUGUGCUCGUAAAAUUGGAGCACUGCAGAGCAACCAGAGCAUAUGCUCCUGAAAACUGACGUGUUCUAACUGAAAUAACUCAGGAGCACUUCUACUAAUUGGGAUGCAUUAGUGUGUUAGUUGAAAAAACUUUCAACUUAGGAGCAAAUGUGCUCCUUGGAAUGUUAGCAUAGAGUCCCGACAACUUCCUGUUGUCCCCCUUUAUGGACCUCUUGUAGAUUAUUACCAGGGCGAUAAAGGGUGUCCUGGCCUGUUUUUUUUUUCGCGGGCGUUUCGGGAGCGCAGGGGUGCGACCAGCACUCGUCCGCGACGCACCCCGGGCCCUCCCGCGAUUCGGGUCGCGCCCAGCCGAAGCUUUUCAAAGACGAGGGAAGAGGGGAACGGGACGCGCUCUGCGAUCGCGGCUUCGUGAGCCCUCCGGCGUAACAGCUUGUUUUGCGCACAGCUGCCUGCUUGCUGGCACAAGUCCCGCUCAGAGGCAUCAGGGCGGGGUGUUUUCUUUCCCCCCCUUCCUGCCGCUGGUGAGGCAAGGUGAACGUUAUUUCUCGCGAUGAUAAUGUGGGACAACUAGCUCAGCUCAGGGACAAAGGGACGCGUGUCAUGAGCACAUCAUCCACAGCAUAGCUCUGUUUCCAGUCUCCUCCGGUCAGUCUUCCACCUUCACAUCGUAGCUCUGCCGACCUCUAGUGGUUGAACGGUUGUCCUGCACCUGCAGUGGUGUUUUUGCGUCCCACUUCCAAAUUUUUUCAGCACUCUCUCACUCUCUCUCUCCGCCCACUCAUACACUCCUCUUUUCCACAGAACCCAAAGCGAUUCUCUCACUGCAUGUCCUUCAUUUUUUGUGAUUCUGAAAGACCUGUUAUUCUGUCAUUAUUUUUCAAAUAAAUGAUUGUACAUAAAACAUAGUGCCUUGUAUACAGGCUUAUUUAGGCCUUUGCACUGAAUGAUUAAUAUAUUUGUAAUAAAUUAAAUAAAAACAAAAAAAACA